Molecule: messenger RNA, 720 nt
Organism: Rotaria sp. Silwood2
Lineage: Eukaryota; Metazoa; Rotifera; Eurotatoria; Philodinida; Philodinidae
Source: the annotation of a GenBank genome assembly
AUGCGCCCAUCAAAUAUUUCCAACGAUGACCUACUAUUGAGAAAUUCAUCAUUAAUAUUUAAUCGAAUGGAUCUUAUAACUUUUCGUGAAUUAUCGCGACAAGGUGUCAACAGCCAGCAAUUAUUGCGCUGGUCAGCAUCGAUCGAUUUAGUUGAACGGUAUCAAAUCUAUUUGGAUAAUCCUACUGUUAUUUUGGGACAGCAGACUUUUUACAAAUGCUCAUUUCCUUGGUUUGGACCAUAUUGUCAAUAUAGAUUUAUAAAAAACGUUUACUCUUUUGAUAAAAUUGUAAUAUUAACGUUUAACUCCUUGAAGUCAAGUAAAGAUCCGAUGGAAAGAGCGGAACAAACGUGCUAUAUUCACUUGACUUGUAUUCGUGGUGCAGAUCCAUCAUGUCUUGAUUGGCGUGAAGUAUGCGAUGGUAAAGUAGAUUGUUUAGAUGGUGGUGAAGAUGAAAAGGAUUGUUUUGAAUUAGAAGUACAUGACUGCAAAAAGAAUGAAUAUCGGUGUCAUAAUGGAAUGCAGUGCAUUCCACUUGAUUUUUUCUAUGACAACAAAAAUAAUCCUGACUGCACAGAUCGAACAGAUGAACCGACUUUUGAGUUCGAAUUAGAUAAUUAUCAUACAUAUUGUCAAUUUGAUCCCUCAUUUCGAUGUGAAGAACAUUCAUGUCGACCAACAUUGUCCGAGAAUUUUGUAUGCGGUAAUGAGCAUUUGUAA